Penicillium nucicola is the source of this 1809-nucleotide messenger RNA. Its product is annotated as glycoside hydrolase family 13 protein. The record is from RefSeq and is a predicted model, not a curated record. Bases 1 to 1809 code for a protein of 602 amino acids. The transcript has 3 exons. Gene Ontology annotation, biological process: oligosaccharide catabolic process. Lineage: Eukaryota; Fungi; Ascomycota; Eurotiomycetes; Eurotiales; Aspergillaceae. Gene Ontology annotation, molecular function: alpha-amylase activity.
AUGGCGCGCCUGAGAUCAAAUUACACCAUCCACAAGUGGUGGAAGGAGGCGGUGGUCUAUCAAGUUUAUCCUGCGAGCUUCAAAAGUGGUAAAUCUGUGACUGGGGCCGACGGAUGGGGGGAUCUAGAAGGAAUGUGUGAAAAAGUUCCUUAUUUAAAGAACCUGGGUGUUGAUGUUGUAUGGUCUAGUCCCAUCUACAAGUCACCGCAGGUAGACAUGGGCUACGACAUUGCCGAUUAUAAAAGUAUCGAUCCGCGGUACGGCACAUUAUCAGAUGUGGACAGGUUGAUCGAAACGCUCAAGAAACAUGACAUGAAACUCAUUAUGGACCUUGUUGUCACGCAUACAUCUGAUCAACAUACUUGGUUUACUGAAUCUGCUAGUUCCAAAAACUCGCCAAAGCGUGGUUGGUAUAUCUGGAGGCCUGCCAAAGGCUUUGACGAGGCUGGGAGUCCGUUGCCUCCUAAUAAUUGGGCACAAAUAUUGGGUGAUGCACUUAGUGCAUGGACUUGGCAUGAAGAAACGCAGGAAUUCUACUUGACGCUGCAUACAGCUGAGCAGGUUGAUCUUAAUUGGGAAAAUCCCGAGGUCGUUGCUGCGGUUUAUGAUGUCAUGGAAUUUUGGCUCCGCCGUGGAGUUUCUGGAUUUCGCAUGGAUGUCAUUAACCUCAUUUCCAAAGACCAAUCUUUCCCAGAUGCCCCGAUCAUUGAUCCAGCCUCGAAAUACCAGCCAGGUGAAAGGUUCUACACAAAUGGGCCUCGCUUUCACGAAUUCAUGCAUGGAAUCUACGACAAUGUUCUUUCCAAAUAUGAUACCUUGACAGUUGGAGAAACCCCAUACAUUACCGAUAUGAAAGAAAUUAUAAAAACGGUGGGUUCAACAGCUGGAGAAUUAAACAUGGCAUUCAACUUUGACCAUAUGGAGAUCGAGGAUAUCAAAACCAAAGGCGAAUCUAAAUGGAGUCUACGGGAAUGGAAACUGACUGAGCUGAAGGGGAUUCUCUCUGGAUGGCAGAACCGUAUGAAGGAGUGGGAUGGCUGGAAUGCGGUCUUCUUCGAAUGUCACGAUCAAGCUCGAUCAGUGUCGCGUUAUACAAACGAUACGGACGAGUUCAGGGAAUAUGGUGCCAAGCUUCUGGCACUUCUGGAGACUACAUUGGGAGGGACUAUCUACAUUUAUCAAGGGCAGGAGAUUGGUUUGCGCAAUUUCAGACUGGGGUCAGAUCCGGAGACCCAGCUCAAGGAUAUCGAAUCUCUUAAUUUUUGGGCGAAGAUGAAAAAACUCCACCCUACUGGGUCUGAACAUCUUGAACAGGCAAGAGAGCUUCUGCAAAAGAAAGCUAGAGACCAUGCUCGUACGCCUAUGCAAUGGAGUGCUGCUCCGCACGCUGGUUUCACGGUCCCCGAGGUGACCCCGUGGAUGAAAGUGAACGACGACUACAAGACUAUCAAUGUGGAGGCUCAGAUGGCAUCUACUUGCCAAGGGACAGAUAAAUUAUCAGUGUUGCUGUAUUGGCAAGAAGCGUUACGUCACCGAAAGCUACAUAAGAAUGUUUUUGUUUACGGUGAUUUUGAGAAUGUGGACUAUGAUAACGAAGAAGUGUUUGCAUACUUGAGGACUGAUUUCGAGAAUAAUGAGAGGUGGCUCAUCGCCAUGAACUGGACGACGUCCCAAAUUGAGUGGACAGUUCCUUCGGGUAUAAAGGUCAUGAAAUGGGUCUCCUCCUCGCAUCAGGCUACUUUGCCUGACCCAAAUCAGUCGGCUAUCGAGCUUCGGCCGUUUGAAGGUCUCGUGGGAUGUUGUACUUAA